CCGAAACGACAUCGUAUAACAUCUUAGGGUUAUGAGUAAUGACACGACGUCGUUCUCUGGGUCGGUCACUGGAGAUGAAGAGAAGCGGUCGCGACAUUGUAAAGAUCUCUAGCUCCGUCCUUCUUCCUCGUAGCUACCCUCUCUAAUCUUUUUUUCUCAUUCCUGUUCUUGAUAGUUUUCUAGACAGAUUUCGAUUAAACAAAACCGCGGAACACUUUGAAGAAAUCUGCGUGAUUUAGAGAUGGCGGCUUCUUUAUCGAGCAGACUUAUAAAAGGAAUCGCUAAUCUCAAAGCUGUUCGUUCUAGCAGAUUGACGUCUGCAUCAGUCUACCAAAAUGGGAUGAUGAGAUUUUCCUCAACAGUGCCAAGUGAUUCAGAUACACAUGAUGAUUUCAAGCCUACACAAAAAGUCCCUCCCGAUUCUACGGACUCACUUAAAGAUAUCGUUGAGAAUGAUGUGAAGGAUAAUCCUGUUAUGAUCUACAUGAAAGGUGUCCCUGAAUCUCCUCAGUGUGGGUUUAGCUCACUAGCCGUCAGAGUUUUGCAGCAAUAUAAUGUUCCUAUCAGUUCUAGAAACAUUCUAGAAGACCAAGAGUUGAAAAACGCUGUGAAAUCCUUCAGCCACUGGCCUACGUUUCCACAGAUCUUCAUUAAGGGAGAGUUCAUUGGCGGCUCAGACAUCAUCCUUAACAUGCACAAGGAAGGUGAAUUGGAGCAGAAGCUUAAAGACGUCUCCGGAAACCAAGAUUGAUCCAAAGUUUGGAAGUUAUGCUGACGAGUGGAAGUUAUUAUGUUUUUGUUCUUUCUUUUCAUAAGAAUGUCUUUUCAUGUACGGUAAAAUAAUGUCUCAGAAACUCAAAAAUCUUUGGAUUUCGUAUGAAUAAAAACUUUGGUAAACUAAGAUAGCAAAAUCAAAGAAGCCCAACGAGCCUUAUUUAUUUAUUUUAUUAUUCAUAAUCAAGAAUCGAACAGUAGAAAAGCAUGAAUAAAUCACAAAACAGUAGAAACAUGAGAGAACACCGUAUACCCCAAGAAACCCCCCACCCCUUAUAUAUAUAAUAUAAAUAUUCUACACCAUCGUAUAAUAGCUAUAGAGAUGCUGAGAAGAUGCUUGUAAAGUUUAACGCGAACCCUCGAGACCAAGCCUUGAGACGAGCCAGUGAACCACCUCAUCCAUUUCUUUAGGAACCG
This is a messenger RNA of Arabidopsis thaliana (thale cress), 1191 nucleotides long. RefSeq names its product glutaredoxin 4 (gene GRX4). Gene Ontology annotation, cellular component: mitochondrion. NCBI's taxonomy places the organism in Eukaryota, Viridiplantae, Streptophyta, Magnoliopsida, Brassicales, Brassicaceae. The coding region runs from base 242 to 751 and encodes 169 amino acids. The transcript is spliced from 6 exons. The record is from RefSeq and is marked reviewed.